AUGCCUCCGCACCUCCACCCGCGGUCGCGCAUGACGACUUCGCUCUUUGGAACGACCCUCAUGGUUUCAUUCCUCGUCGUCGCCGCUCCACAUCUGAUACCCUGCCCAGUCGACCCUCGAACGCUCGCCGAUUCCCCAGACCCCACAGGAGAGAACAGGCGGAGAAGGAGACGGAGAAUAUCAGAAGACGAGAGCUGUAAUGAAGGCAUGAGUUUGGAGCGGAGGAGGCAGCGCCUAUUGGAAGAGAAGUUGGCUGCCAAGAGGGAGUGCCCAGUGCCGAAGCCUGGUGGUCUGAUCGGGCAGGUACUGGGUGUGCAAGACGAGGAGAGCAAGGAGGAGCAACAAUUGUCGAUCGUACAAAGGGUCGAGAGGGUCGUCUGCAGACCGUGGGGAAAGAACGACAAUCAAUAA
This is a messenger RNA of Alternaria postmessia, 411 nucleotides long. RefSeq lists its product as uncharacterized. NCBI's taxonomy places the organism in Eukaryota, Fungi, Ascomycota, Dothideomycetes, Pleosporales, Pleosporaceae. Gene Ontology annotation, biological process: mitochondrial respiratory chain complex IV assembly. The coding region runs from base 1 to 411 and encodes 136 amino acids. The transcript has a single exon. The record is from RefSeq and is a predicted model, not a curated record. Gene Ontology annotation, cellular component: mitochondrial matrix.